AUGCAGCUCAUCGUUGAUCGUGAGCUGAUAAAGGUUCUUGUUGAGACGCACCACCGUCAAGAUACCAAAGACUAUAUAAGCCACAAUAACCUACCACACAUGCACAAAAUUAUUCUUCAAACUCCCAAAAAUGUCCCGCUGAAAGAGCUUGCCUCCCAAUUAUCGGCUGAAUCAGACACGAGUAUGCCUCCUCAUUAUCUCUGGAUAGAACAGCCAGAAAAUAUCCCCACCUGCCUUGCCAUCGCACCAAACAGAAAACCAACGGUACGUGGUCUGAGAAUUUCUCACAUCAAAUAA
Messenger RNA from Malassezia globosa CBS 7966, 297 nucleotides. RefSeq lists its product as uncharacterized. NCBI's taxonomy places the organism in Eukaryota, Fungi, Basidiomycota, Malasseziomycetes, Malasseziales, Malasseziaceae. Gene Ontology annotation, molecular function: peptidyl-tRNA hydrolase activity. Bases 1 to 297 code for a protein of 98 amino acids. The record is from RefSeq and is a predicted model, not a curated record. The transcript is spliced from 2 exons.